UGAUAUUGGUUAAUUUGAUAGUUGAUAUUCACGUCGUUUCAUGACGUUCGACAUAUCGAAUCUAAAUAAAAAAAUGAUAUCUGUGGAUGUUGUGUGUGUUUUUUCACGCUUGGAUUUUAAGUAAUGUUAAGAUCUAGAAAAUCAAUGGAAUUUACCAACAAUAUUUGUGUUUAACACGUUAAUUUGAUAGAUAUAAGUUUACUGUUAUGUUUGUUAACCAUGGCAGAGAGUUCUGAGCAUUGGAAGAUUGAAAAGGGCUUAUGCCGUUGUUGCCAUUCUGAGGGCUCGUUUCAUCAGCUAUCUGAUAUAUGUAUAGUUGGUGAAGAAGAAGGAUUUUACGCGGAUAUGCUGCAGCUUACCUUAAACAUUUCUAUGAAACCUGUGGAGAAGCCGCUAAACAUGAUAUGUGACAACUGCGUCCACAGAGUUAAGGAUGCCACAGCAUUCAAACAGCAGGUGUUACGUUGUGAGGCCCAGUUCCAUGAAAUGUACACUAAGGGAGUCAUCAAAGUGGGACUAACUUCAGUCGUAAAAGAGGAACCAGAAUCAGAUGGAAAUGAUGAUUCCAAAAUGGACGCCGGUGGUUUUGAAGAUAACGACGAAGCUAACACUGACGUUGCUGACAGUCAAAGCGAACCACUCGCGGAAGUAGGUUUAGAACUGUGUAAGAAGGAGCCGCUGACAGAAGACACGGACAACAGGAGAAAAAGCUUACGGACCAAAAAGGCAACGUCGAUAUUAGAAAUUUCCCUUCUAACACCGAAGCAGCAAAAACCUAAACAGAAACCGAAACCGAGUAAGAAGCUGAAGAAAACGAAGGACGCGAGUGCAGCCGAAGACAGCACCAGCAAAGAUACGAUAACGCCAGAAGCGGGAAUAGACUACACAGAGCGCAUAGUCGACGGCAAGACAACUUACAUCUGUAACAUUUGUGAGAAGAACUUCACGACAGGUUUAUACGAAUUACGGAAACACAUCUUAAUGCACCAUUUUAACAAACGACUUUACAAGUGCAACAUUUGCGAGGAAACCUUUAAAGGACUCGGCCCAAAAAGGUGUCAUUUGCUGUCAAUUCACGGAAUGGAAGAAGUCAAAGUUGGGAACGGAUUUGUAAUCAGAUUAGCUGUCAAAGUCACUUGCAACACUUGUCAACAAGAAUUCCCUAGCGAACACAGUCUACGUCAGCACAUGACGUAUAAGCACAAAGUUAGACAAUGCACAGAAUGUCCUAUGACGUUUACUUCUAGAAGACACGUGAAGUUGCACAAGGCUGAGGUGCACGGUAUAGGCAUGCAUGUGUGUGGCGUGUGCGAUUUUAAACACGCAAUGAAAGCGGCUAUCGUGACACACCAAAGAAAAGUGCAUUUGAAAGAGAAGAACGUGUCGUGUCCUGAUUGUGGAUUGAAGUUUUUCGGGCCAUUUCAGCUGAAAAAUCAUAUGGUUAGACAUAAUCCGGUAAAGAAGUAUGAAUGUCAGUUUUGUCACAAGAUGUUCCCGCGCCAGAGCACAAUGCGGGAGCAUGAGAAAAUACAUUUGGGUGAUAAAAGGAGAGUGUGUCGCGUGUGUGACGAGAGGUUUGUCCAAACGGCCAGUCUGAGUUAUCAUAUGAAGAAAUACCACCCCGAAGCAUGCUGAGGGACUUCACUUAAAGAUACGAUCGUGACGGUCAAUACUGAAGUAGGCAGCUGCAGAAGCGACAUAACCUCAAAAAGCGGCGAAGAAGACGACCUUCCUGAACCUAAAGGAAAAAUCAAGGUCGAGGCAAUCAUUCUAUGUCCUAUAUGUAAGAUACCAUUUAAUAAACGCAGGAUAAUGAGAAUACAUUUAUUCAGUUCUCAUGGGCUUGAAGAAAUCAUGAUUAAUAGGAAAUAUGUCACACGGACACCGGAAGAAGUUACGUGUGACAUAUGUCAGAAAGUAAUAGCAACCAAGGCGAAAUUUAACGAACAUUUCAAGAAAAUACACAAAAGAACUAAAUGUACGAAAUGCCCCGCUAUGCUACUGUAUAGUGAAAAGUUGAGGCACAUGAUGAAAACUCAUGGAGAUGGCCUGGUGAUAACUUGCGGGCUUUGCGAUUAUAAGAGCAUAAGUAAAAGUAGAAUUGCUAAACACCAAAGACAAGUCCAUAUGAAGGAGAAAAACGCCCAAUGUCUUGAAUGCGGUGCUAAGUUUUUCGAUGAUGUGUGUUUAAAGAAGCAUAUGGUUUCGCACAACCCAAUUAAGACCUAUGAAUGCACGUAUUGUAAAAAGAAAUUUGCACGGUCGUCGACCUUGAAUAUCCACAGAGCUAUUCACACGGGAGAGAAGAAAAAAGAGUGUCAAAUCUGUGGGGAGAGGUUCGUGCAGAAAGCCAGCCUCAAUUAUCAUAUGGUGAAGCAUCACCCGGAGGCAUGUUGAAGGACCAAAAUGCCUACCACGAAUAAUAGUAACACGUAGCACGUUACUAACAUCCACAGGCUGUUUCUUUUUCCCAUAUCGUGUACGCAACGUGUUAAAUUUAAGAGAUCGUGUGGACGCCAUGACGUGUUAUGUGUUUUAUGUUACGUGGUAGCCCCCCAGCGGUGUCGUAAUAGAAACCAUAGGCUGUUGCAAAAAAAAUGAUCUGACUUACCUUCUUCUUGUCGAGAUGAAAUGGCUAUACGUUUAGUAUAGUAUACGUUGAUCGCUCUGUCGUUGCCCGUGUUCAAGUAGUAUAUAGUGCAGGACGUGAAUCAUAGAUUUGUAUAGCACUGUAAUCACACAAGUUGUUGCUGGAGCAGCCCCACUUGAUUUGGAUUUAGCGGUAUUUCCCUACACCAACUCGGAGUCUGUUAAGAGACCAGACUUACCACAAAUAACGUAAGUUUUCUCCCAGGAAAUGAUGAGUGUGAGACGGAAAAGGUCCUGGUCAUGAUCUGUGAGCCCCCUGAGCUCGGGGCUACAACACCGUCAAGCCUUCCGAUAGUUAUUCCACUGAUCACCUCACCAUAGUUAUAAAGUGCAAUAACUAGCCUUUUUUAAACUGUAAAUUAACUUCAUUUAGCGGUUCCAAAAUAGUUUCGCGACAAGACAUGCUAUUUUCGAUUGUAAAAAAUUGUUGUUAGAUUAAAAUAGUUUAUCCAUUAA
This is a messenger RNA of Plodia interpunctella (Indianmeal moth), 3105 nucleotides long. RefSeq names its product zinc finger protein 260-like. Gene Ontology annotation, cellular component: nucleus. Gene Ontology annotation, biological process: regulation of transcription by RNA polymerase II. NCBI's taxonomy places the organism in Eukaryota, Metazoa, Arthropoda, Insecta, Lepidoptera, Pyralidae. The record is from RefSeq and is a predicted model, not a curated record. Bases 220 to 1635 code for a protein of 471 amino acids. The transcript is spliced from 7 exons. Gene Ontology annotation, molecular function: DNA-binding transcription factor activity, RNA polymerase II-specific; zinc ion binding; RNA polymerase II cis-regulatory region sequence-specific DNA binding.